UGAGUUGGUGAAUGAAUGCACAUGCCCCAAUCAAUUCCCAAUGGUCAGGGAAGCAGAAGGCAAGUACAGGAUCGGAGAACAGCUCACGCUCAUUUUUGUUAGGAUUUUACGCAAUCACGUGAUGGUUCGUAUCGGCGGUGGCUGGGACACACUUGAGCACUACCUUGACAAGCAUGAUCCCUGCAAGUGCAAACUUCAUCGCUCUGGGGGAAGGAGCCGGGCCAAUAGUUUUGGAAGCAACUACCGAAGGUCACCAAAACGAAGGGUGUCAGUAGAGGGUCCUAAACUUCACAUCCGCAACCAGAGUGUUGAGUCUCUGGAUGACUGCGAAAGCCGAUCAGUGCGCAGUCCAAGUCCACGCAUGAAACGCGAGGACAGUAAUGAGACUCUUGCCAGUCUAGAUUCCAACCACAGCGCGGAGCUUCUCAACAGCCACAGUCCUGUAAGAGGGAGACCUGGGGGCCUGGUGCGGAACAGCCCGGCCAGGAGCUCACUUCAGGCAGAGAAGCGUCCCUCUCAGCUUCCACGGAGGCUGAGCCAAGUCGGCACAGGCACUGAAGAGUUUCUCAGAAAACGUCGAGAGGAGGUGGGCACCGACAGCCAGAGUCGUCAGGGGAACCUUGCCCGCAGCGCUCCCACAAGCCCAACACGUCACGCCAGGCCCUUGUCCUGUACACCAAUUGACUUGAAUGAGUCCAAUGUGCAAUCUGAUGUAUACAGGCGGCUGGCACUGGCUGGUGGACGGGAGUCUGGUUCGGCGACUCAAACCCGCCGACACCGCAGCUCCUCGGUGAAUCUGACCAACACUCCACGCAGCAGAGAGACCUCGCAAGACCGAGGUAUCCCCAUCUCGCCGACUAUGAGACGAAAACACCGAUCUGGGUCCCUGAAUGUCAGCGCUUCAAGAUCCGAUACCAAGAGACUUGCCGACAGACGAGACAACUCAGUCAUCAUGAUCUCGCGAGACACUGGAGGGCGGCAUCGCCUUAACAGCACCAGUAGCUGUGAUUCCAGUGAUCUCAGGUCCCUCGAGGGAUCAUCCUUGCGAUCCCCAACAGACAGUGAGAAAUCAGCCACAGAGUGUGUGACCCGGAGACUGAAAGAACAAGAGAGGACCCGAAGCCUUUCUGUCGACCGGAGUGCUGCAAGAGCCAAAACCCCAGCCUUUGAAAGGGGAUCAAGGUUGCGGGCAUCAACAGGUGUAGGGGAAGGGAGAGCAACAAGAUCACAAAUCCCAGCAUUUGAGAGAGGAUCCAGGUUACGUGCAUCCACUGGUGUCUCUGAGGGAGCUAACUCAAGAACCCAGAGCCCUGCAUUUGAGAGAGGCUCAAAGCUGCGCUCAACCACCGGUGGUAUGGGAUCUAAUGUCAGACCCAGGAGUACCACAGCAAUUCCGUCAAGAUCAACCAAACCAGAAGACAGCCAAGAAGCUGCCGUCCAGAAUGUGCCAAAACGACAGCCCAAAGAAAGUCCUCUUCAGAGAAGCGGGUCCCUCAGGAAUCCACGGACUGAUCGUAGGCUUUUUAACGACAGGGACCAAGAAGCAGGUUUCACUAGAAACUCUGCCAGAAGGCGGACCUUCAUGGGCAAGGAGACAAAGAAGGCAGAACUGAAUGCAGAGAACCUGGCCAAGUACCUUCAGAACUACCAGAGUAGGGUGGCUCCAAGAGAGACUCGUAGCGAGACCAGAAGUAAUGCCAGUUCGAGGGCCAGCUCGCGGGCCAGUUCUCCUGGGACAUCAAGGCUGAGACCCAGGAUCCCGGUCCCCAGCCACCUGAAGGCCGAGCCCAAGACACCCAUCAGGAAGGACUGCCUGGAGAAUGCACAGCCAUCCCGCAUUCCCAUGCCCGUCCAACACAAACGGCUGUUGUCAGCAGAGGGAGGUGCAGCCGCCUCCUCUCGUAGUCACUCCCUCCCCGAUCUGAUUGCCAACAUGAUGGACUGGUGUCAGCGCACCAUCAACAUCGACAACUGUGAUACUAGGAGUUUCACCAGUGCUGGUUCCAUGUCUCCGACGCCUUCCCUGAGGACCGACCAGGACUCUGGUUAUGAAGACAACCCACAGAAAGGCUCGCCUCUUGGCCCAGAUGAGCCUUACCACCUGCGUAGGGCGGAACGCGCUAGAUCCAUUGCAGAGGGGGACGAAGAGCCACCACUCUUGGCUGAGGGAGCCACCGGUAGAGGAACAUCAGCAAAAUAACGCUAAGCGCUCAACUUAACCCUUUAGUGACCAGCCUUAACUUGUUCAGCAACGCUGAACAUAGAGAGUAUAUUCCCAACAUGUGUGGUACCGGUAUAUUCCAAGUGGAAGUACCUUGACAAACAACAUACACGAACACGCCAUUGUUUUGCAAGCUCUUCACUGAGUGAUAAUUGAUAAACCCUUCAACUUUUCAUGUAUUGUG
This is a messenger RNA of Patiria miniata (bat star), 2405 nucleotides long. Its product is annotated as GAS2-like protein 1. Gene Ontology annotation, cellular component: cytoplasm; stress fiber; microtubule plus-end. NCBI's taxonomy places the organism in Eukaryota, Metazoa, Echinodermata, Asteroidea, Valvatida, Asterinidae. Gene Ontology annotation, biological process: regulation of microtubule polymerization or depolymerization; protein localization to microtubule plus-end; microtubule bundle formation. The coding region runs from base 41 to 2200 and encodes 719 amino acids. The record is from RefSeq and is a predicted model, not a curated record. The transcript has 4 exons. Gene Ontology annotation, molecular function: cytoskeletal adaptor activity; actin filament binding; microtubule binding.